CGAAGUUUUCUAACCUUGCUUUUUUUCAUAAAUUCAACGCCGAUACGACAAUGGCCACAAUGCAAUAAAUAAUUUACUGUAAAAAUUGUUCAAUUAUCCAGCUUGUCAUGAGAAUCUGUUUACUUUUAUAAAAGGACAAUUGUCAAUAUUGACAGUUCUUAAUCGUUCAUUCGCCUCUGCAGUCAACUGACCACAUCCGGAAUAAUGAUAUCUUUGGCAAACGGAGCACUCGUAACUCGGUCUCUGAUCACCACUGAAUUCCUUGGCCUCAAUGUUGUGCACUCACAAACUGUACGAUGGAGAAAACCUAUGUGGUUGGGUACAGCAAAAUCAAAAAUUUUCAGAGUACCGGUGAAGCCGGUUAUUCCAAAAGAAGAAAUGGACGAGAUUAAGCGUUUGUUCAACAAUUAUAGAACACAACGUGAAUCCAUAAGGCGGUACUUCAUAGAGGUAGAAGCUCAGAAUAUGAUCCAAUUCGACGAAGAAGUGGUGAGAAAAGAGGAGGAAGAAGAUUUCAUGAGAUGCAAGCAAAUAAACGACGAAUGGAACAAAGAGCUCGCAAAGCUUCGAGAAAAGCGCGAGUUCGAGGCAUUGGAAGCUCGUAAAGAAAAGGUGUUGGAGAAUAUAAUGAAAAAAGAGGAGAGAGACAAAAUGUUGUUGGAACAAAUAGAGGAAAAAGUACGAAAAGCAAAGGCCGAAGUUCACACGUUUAUUACGGAGGAAACGAUCGAUCGGGCGAUCGAGGAGGCUCUUGGUAACGUGGUCAAUUACAACGUUGCAAUUGAUACGGAAGGUAACAGAUACGAGGGCAAAUACGAGCCACCGGUAAACGAAUCGACCAAAGUACGAUUGCGCGCUGAACAAUAAACGUGAUUAAGAAAAAUCAAGCACAGUUGUGAGAAUUUUUUUGUAUAUUACCCAUACACAAGUAACUUAAAUAAAAAAAAAAGUGGAUACGA
Molecule: messenger RNA, 959 nt
Organism: Venturia canescens
Lineage: Eukaryota; Metazoa; Arthropoda; Insecta; Hymenoptera; Ichneumonidae
Gene: mRpS26
Product: mitochondrial ribosomal protein S26
Exons: 3
Coding region: 205-867 (220 amino acids)
Cellular component (GO): mitochondrial small ribosomal subunit
Source: RefSeq, a predicted model, not a curated record